Messenger RNA from Vicugna pacos (alpaca), 2927 nucleotides. It is a transcript of the gene C19H20orf204, whose product is annotated as chromosome 19 C20orf204 homolog. The record is from RefSeq and is a predicted model, not a curated record. Lineage: Eukaryota; Metazoa; Chordata; Mammalia; Artiodactyla; Camelidae.
GCCCCACGGAGGAUGCCCAAGGGAAGAAAGAGCCUCACUGAGGUUUUGUGGAAAAGGUGCUAGGGGUCACAUUCUGGGGAGAGGCCAUGCCUUGGGGGCAGCAGGUGGCUGGCCCUCCUGGCGACUCCAGUCCAUGUCCCCCCCUCCCCCCGUGCGUGUGCUCUCCCCAGGGCGGGCAGAGGGCCCCAUAUCACAGGACUGCAGGUGUGGGGGGUCUGCAGCCUCACUGAGAGCAGACAGGCCUGGCUCCCCGCAGUGCUACUGAGGAUGUGAGUAUGUGGGGAGUGAGUUUCUCCCAUUUGCAGGUGAAUUCAUUUUUGCUAACUUACAAUCAGCAGUUUUACCCUAAAGCACUUGUAACUGCUUCUCUCUAGACUGAAAGUGUAUUCGUUACCUGGGAGCCUUGAGUGUGUUUUCAUAAUGUAAGGAUGAGACUUUCUUGGGCUCUGGAUCCUUGCAUCUGUGUUUGUUUGGAAAUAGCCAGUUCUCUUGGAAGGGCUGUGUUGGCCAUGGUUGGAGACAUGUGGCCAGAGGUCAGAGGUGGUCCAGAGGCCGUGGGCCACGGAGAAGAGGCGUAGAUUGCCACGUGUGAUGACAGGAAGGCCAGCUGGCUGUUGUUCCCACACAUUCUCAUAAGGAAAGGCCCCAGAGGGGCCCCUUGGUGCCUCACGGUGGGGUGAGCUCUCUCGUGGCGGCCAAGGUUGGGGUGCAUACCCCUCCACGUCAGCACCUGGGGUGUGGGCAUCUGUCCAGAGAGUGAGGGCCCUGCUGGGUCCACCCCCGAUGUUCUGGCAGCCCCAAGGACAAGGCCAGCCCAGGACUGGACCAGACCGCCCUGUGUCGGGGCAGGAACUGCUGUUGCCCAGGCAGGCAACCUGGGCUGGGCUCCGCUCAGAUGGGCCGACUCUGGGGGGUCCGUCCUGUCCUCACCCAGAGAGGCCGGUCCUGGGGAACCAUGCUGGAGGGUCUUAGGUGUUUUCACUGAAACUUGGGGGUUUCCUUUGAUCUCUGGCGGUGGGGGGAGGGAUCCCUCCCCUUACACUGAAGAGUGAGCCCUGAAGAGUUUAGAAGCUUGAAAGCCAACCUGUCCCUGUCAGGUGUGGAAACUGAGGCCCAGGAAGGGGCAGUGACUUGGCUGCGGCCACAAGGCAGCUGUGCCCUGAGUCGGGUGUGGCUUCUGGGGGCACUUCCUCCGACCUCCAGUCCGGAGAGGCCACCCAUGGGGCCCCUGAGAAGUUCCUGAGCAUCUGGAUUGUCCAGAGAACGUCUCCUUUCUCCUUUGCCUGGGGUGCUUCCCUCAGCACCUUGAGGUGGCGGUUACAUCUCUCUUCUCCCUGGGAAACACCCCUUAGCUUUUCUUCGGCUGCUGCUUUCCAGCCCCAGCUCGAGGCGAGCGGGUUCCUCGGCUUCCUUGCUCUGAGGCCUGGGGUGGGGAAUUUGGGGGGGUGGCUCCCUGCAAGCCUUUUUGGGCCAGUGGCCAUGCCCACCCCCCCAGUGAUAGACCCCUCCGUCCCUGCAGGGGUGAGUAGCAGGAGGCACCUCUGCAGUGCUGGGCCAGCGGGGAGCCUGGGAAGUCCCACGCCUGGGACCUGCUGGGGCAGGACCCCCCCCACCCCCGCCGCAGCCCCAUGGCAGGGGAGGGAGCUGGGGUUGGGGGGUUAAGUCCUGCUCACCUGGUUCUGCCUGAGGCCAGGUUCCUGGAAGAGACAGCACCUGCUGACCACUGAGGAAGGCCCCUGCCUCUCCUCCCCUCCCCCAGCAGUGGGGCCCUGCACUGCCCUCUGCUCACCCAACACGCUCCCCCUCCUCCCCACUGGGCAGAGCAGAUAUCCUGGGUCUGAUGGCUUAAUCCAAGAGCCACUGGGUGGGAAGACAGCCCAGUGGGGCUGGGCUCCAGGGUCAGGUUAAUUGAAGAAGCGAUUGGAUAUGGGGUGGGGAGACGUUGGGGGCAGGGCUGGGAUCCUGGGGCCUCCCUCUGCUCCCUCCCUUCUUUGCUCAGAGGAGCCAACUUCAAAAGCCUUGUCUGCCUGCCGCCCAUCUGCACGCUUGUAGCCCGCCAGGGAAGCCCUGGUGGCCCGGCUUGGAGCAGGACCUGGAGUGGCAGCUACACUCCCCACCUGAGGACCCCAGGUCAUGUGCGAGGCCCUGUGGUGGGAGUGAGGGAGAGCCUGACCCUGAGAGGCCCAUGGGGCCCCCCAAGCCUGCACUCUGGGCACUCCUGCUGGUGUUGCUGGGGACCACACAGGGCCGGGCCGGGCUCCGCACCUGCAGUGUCCCCGACGUGCUCCGCCACUACCGGGCGGUCAUCUUCCAAGACCUGCAGGCCGCAGCGAGGUGGGUGGGGCCAGGGGGCGAAGGGACGGGGCUGGGCUCCAGACACCUCCAUUUCGUUCAGAGAAACCUGACUGGAGCUGCGGCCUCCCGACGGCGGGGCCGGGUGGGAGCCUCCUGUGGGGCCCAGAAGGAGCGCAGCAUCCUACUGUCCAUCCUGUCCCUGGGUCGGACCCUACGUGGGGCGGUGGCCCGGGGCCGCCGUCGGGCACUGGAGAAAGUGGCAUGGACUGUGGCCGUGCGCACCGAGGCGGUGAUGCAGCGCUACUGCUGGACGCUGCGCCAGAGCUGGCGGCCUCAGACGCGCCCUUCCCGGCGUCGAGGCGGCCGGAGGUGGCUCCUGCUACACGCCCUGGACGCCAUCGCCACCUGCUGGGAGAAGCUCUUCGCACUGCGCGCAGCGGCCGCGCAGCAGGGUGAAGAAGAACGAGCGAGGCUGAGAAAGAGCCUGACGGGGGCACAACCAACGCAUCGAAGCCUGUGCUCCCCAAAGAGCCCACGACCAGGAGACCCGAUCCCGCCUGGCCAUGCUGGUCCCAGAAGGGCCCGCCCCCCUCGCCCCGAGGAGGCUCUGAUAAAUUGAGCUGGUGCUGCGG